GUCUACACCGAAGUUCCCAAGACUGCCAUUCACCUUGUCGGCACCAAUGACUGGCAGACUGACUUGGCCAAGAAUGGCUAUGCUGUUGUGAAGGGAGCUGUCCCCAAGGAACGUGCCGAGGACUACGCAAACCGUAUGCACCAGUACUUGGAAGACUUUGGUCUUGGAUACGACCGCAACGACCGUAGCACCUGGAAGUCAGAGCACCUCCCCGAAAUCAACAACAAGGGCAUGUGCCUCGAUUACGCCGUCACGCACGAAGACUUUGUCUGGGAGAUCCGCUCUGAGCCUGGUGUUCUGGAUGUCUUCGAGACCGUUCUCAACACUCAGGAUUUGAUUGUGUCAUUCGACGCAGUGAACUUUGGUCUUGCCGGCCGAACGGAUUUGCCUGCGAACAACCCUUGGCCUCAUCAAGAUCAGGACCCUACAAAGAAUGGAUUCAGAUGUCUUCAAGGCUUGGUCAACCUCUUGCCCAACGGCGCAGAUGAUGGUGGCUUGAUCGUUUGCUCAGGAGCACAUCUGUUGAGCGAGAAGUUUCACAAAGAGAUGCGAUGGUAUACCGAGCAGGGAAAGAACAUUCCAGCAUGGAACCCAGAGUGGUAUGGCUUCACAAACGAAGGCAUGAAGUGGCUAGAGAAGGAGGGUUGCACUUGGACAAAGGUCUGCGCCGAACCCGGUGACCUUCUUCUCUGGGAUUCACGUACCNCCCACUACAACCUAUCAUCGACCACCGAGCAGAGUAGAUUCUGCGUCUACACUUGCUACAUGCCUGUCACAGAUGCCACUGAGGAGGAGUUGCAAAGGAAGAAGGUCGCCUUCGAGGGCUGGUUUGGUACCACCCAUUGUAAGUUAUAUCUUUGGGCACCUCCCAAUGACACCACAACUAACAGAAGCUCCAGGGNNCCCAAUUGUAAAGUGAUGGGAAGAAACAAGGCAACAAGGAAUGGUGAGCUAGAUCCUCACAACCGGACUGAGCCGGUCAAAAAGCCACAGCUGUCGGAGCGUGUCUACAAGUUGACGGGUAUUCCCUACAUCAAAGCAGAGGCC
Aureobasidium vineae is the source of this 1047-nucleotide messenger RNA. The record is from the annotation of a GenBank genome assembly. Lineage: Eukaryota; Fungi; Ascomycota; Dothideomycetes; Dothideales; Saccotheciaceae.